Molecule: messenger RNA, 2635 nt
Organism: Podarcis raffonei (Aeolian wall lizard)
Lineage: Eukaryota; Metazoa; Chordata; Lepidosauria; Squamata; Lacertidae
Product: zinc finger protein 391-like
Exons: 7
Coding region: 573-2417 (614 amino acids)
Biological process (GO): regulation of DNA-templated transcription
Source: RefSeq, a predicted model, not a curated record
AAGGAGGAGGGGAGGGUGGCACCGGAGGAAGGGAGGGGGCGCGCAGAGCAUCAAACGAGCCUGGGAUCUCCUCCCCCCCUGCAAAAAAUAAAUCCAAAAAAUAAUCAGGGCGCUACUGCAGUAGGCAGCUGCUGACCCACCUUGCGGGCACGGAAGGGUUAACCCGAGCCCUGAGGUCAAGUUUCCCAAGUGGGCGGGGCUUAGCAGGCUCCCUCCCUCUUCUGCCUUGUAGGAAGAAGGAGGCAAAGAAGCAGAACCAGGGAAUGAAAUCUCUCCGAAGGGAGAUCAUUCUCCUGCCCAGUUCCUUUCUAAGUCCUUUUUCCUUCUUCGCUCUUUUUUUUUUACUGCCUUGUUCGCUGUAGCUCCUGGAACUCUUGUCCCAGCCGGGGUCACCCUUCACUCCUAGCAAAGCAUCUUUCCCUUAGGCGUGUGCAAGAGGGGGGCUUGCAAACUUUGCCGAACAUCGACACCCUCCCCUCCAACGCCAAUCAAAUUCCGGCAGCCUUUGGUUUGGGAACAAAAUUCUCCGCAGAGCAAGGAAAUCCUUGGAUUCCUUCAGGGAACUUUGGGAGAUGGAAAAGCCAGACUCAGCAGCUCCCUGGGGAGGAAAGGACCCCGACGUCCCCCAGACUGGGAGCACUGGGGAGGUCUGGGAAAGGAACGUGCAGCAGAUCCUGGGCGAGGGCAAUGCCAGCUCAGACGUCCAGCGCCAACACUUCCGGGCGUUUUGCUACCAGGAGGCCGAGGGCCCCCGCGAGGUCUGCAGCCGCCUCCACCACCUCUACCGCCAGUGGCUGAAGCCAGAAAAGCACUCGAAGGCCCAGAUGCUGGACCUGGUGGUUCUGGAGCAGUUCCUGACUAUCCUUCCCCCGGAGAUGGAGAGCUGGGUCAGGGAGUGCGGAGCGGAGACCAGCUCCCAGGCGGUGGCCCUGGCAGAAGGCUUCCUCCUGAGCCAGACAGAAGAGAAGAGGCAGGAAGAAAAGGAGCAGAUCCAGAGGCUGAAAAAUGGAGGCCUUCCAUUUUACGACACAGAGAAGGUCCCGCCGGCCACCAGGAGGAGGCAGCUGUUCUGGAGAGCCAUUCCGGAGGGCAGUGGAACGGAUGCUUCCCCUUCGCUGAAUAAGACAACAAAAGAUAGUAAUAAUACGAAUCAGUUUAAUUUAUGCAGCCAAACUCCUCUGCCAGAUCAUCCCAGCCUUUCCUUACUGUGUGACAAAGAAGAGAUGGUGUUCGUUCAGUUGCCUGGUCAGGGCCCACUGACCUUCGAGGAGGUGGCUGUGUUUUUCACGGAGGAGGAGUGGGCUCUGUUGGAUCCUGGCCAAAGAGCCCUGCAGUGGGAGGUCACGAUGGAGAAUUAUGGGAACUUGGUCUCUCUGGGUAAUAGGCAGAAUAAUAAGAAUAUUAGUGAGACAUCCAUGGCGACAUCAGAGAAUGAAGCAUGGAAAGAGAUAUUUGCUAAUCAAGAAGCACCCCAAAAGUCAAUGAAUGGGGAAGAGAAAUCCACCACAACUCAGGACAUUGAUGUCCAUGUACUCCUGAAUUCGCAAGAUCUCAAAGGAAACAGGAGGAAGACAUGUCCAGUGCGUGGUGAACCAUAUAAGUAUCAAUCACAAUCUAGUAUAUGUUACAGCAUCCACACAGAGGAGAAAGCAUAUAAAUGUUUAGAAUGUGGAAAGAGCUUCAGUCGUGGUGGGGAUCUAAAUGUGCACCAAAGAACUCACACAGGGGAGAAACCAUUUACAUGCAUGGAGUGUGGAAAGAGCUUCAGUCGACGUGACCAUCUUACUUUACAUCAGAGAACCCACACAGGGGAGAAACCGUUUAAAUGUAUGGUAUGUGAAAAGAGUUUCAAACAUGGUAAAAGCCUUACUGCACAUCAAAGAACACACACAUGGGAUAAAUUGUUUAUAUGCAUUGAAUGUGGGAAAAGAUUCCAUGAGAGUAGUGACCUUACUGAGCACCAGAGGACCCACACAGGAGUGAAACCUUACAAAUGUAUGGAGUGCGGAAAAAGCUUUAGCCAGAGUGGAGGCCUUGCUGCACAUCAAAGAACCCACAAGUGGGCAAAACCGUUUAAAUGCAUGGAGUGUGGCAAGAGCUUCCAUAGGAACUGUGACCUUACUGUGCAUCAGAGAACCCACACAGGAGUGAAACCUCACAAGUGCAUGGAGUGUGGAAAGAGCUUUUGCCAGAGUGGAGGCCUCACUGCACAUCAAAGAACCCACACAGGGGAAAAACCCUUUAAAUGUUUGGAGUGUGGAAAGAGCUUUAGUCGCAAUUACCACCUUACUUUACACAAAAGAACCCACACCAAGGAGAAACCAUAUCAAUGUACAGGGUGUGGAGAAAGCUUUAGUGGGAGUGAUGGCCUGACUGUGCAUCUGGGAACCCACGCUGUGGAUAAACCCUCUAAGUGAAUGUGAAAAAAGCUGUAGUGGGAGCACUAAAUCACUUUAUUACAGUCCAAAGACCCUCAAAAUCAAUUUUGAAAACAAAAUAUAGCAGAGAUACAGGAAAAACAUUUCUGGGCAACCCUGUUUAGGGAAGCUUUUGAUGUUUGGUGCAUUACUGUAUUUUAAUAUUUUGUUGGAAGCCGCACAGAGUGGCUGGGGAAGCCCAGCCAGAUGGGCGGGGU